Pygocentrus nattereri (red-bellied piranha) is the source of this 2279-nucleotide messenger RNA. It is a transcript of the gene stmn4l, whose product is annotated as stathmin-like 4, like. The record is from RefSeq and is a predicted model, not a curated record. Gene Ontology annotation, biological process: neuron projection development; microtubule depolymerization; regulation of microtubule polymerization or depolymerization. Gene Ontology annotation, cellular component: neuron projection; cytoplasm. Gene Ontology annotation, molecular function: tubulin binding. The transcript has 6 exons. The coding region runs from base 154 to 723 and encodes 189 amino acids. Lineage: Eukaryota; Metazoa; Chordata; Actinopteri; Characiformes; Serrasalmidae.
UGAUGUCAUGCAGUAGAGCAGUAGAGCUGGUGCUGAAGCUGCGCGGCACAAACGGCCAAACAGCAGCGCACAGCGAGGAGAGCGAACCGCGGACCCCCAGGAUCAGUGAAGAGCUCAUCAGAGCCUGCAGUCGCGGCCGGAACCCAAGCAGACAUGACUCUCGCAGCGUACAGAGAGAAGAUGAGAGAGCUCCCCCUGGUGUCCCUCUUCUGCUCCUGCAUCCUACCAGAGCCUAAAGAGAAACCCUCCAAAAACACACCGCAAGGUGUGGUGGACCUGAACUUGUGCAUUAUUAAAGACAUGGAGGUGAUAGAGCUGAAUAAGCGUGCAUCCGGCCAGGCCUUCGAGGUCAUCCUCAGACCCCCAUCGUUCGACGGCCAGCGCGAGUUCCACCCCACCAUCCCUCCUCGCCGGGACCCCUCAUUGGAGGAGAUCCAGAAGAAACUGGACGCGGCAGAGGAACGGAGAAAGUGCCAGGAAGCGGAGCUGCUGAAGCACCUGGCCGAGAAGAGAGAGCAUGAGCGCGGAGUCGCUCAGAAAGCGAUAGACGAGCAAAACAACUUCAUCAAGAUGGCCAAGGAGAAGCUGGAGCAGAGGAUGGAGAUCAACAAAGAGAACAGGGAAGCUCACAUCGCCGCCAUGCUGGAGCGUCUUCAGGAGAAGGACAAGCACGCUGAGGAGGUGAGGAAAAAUAAGGAGCAGAUGGAGCUGGACUGGCAGUAGAGUGUGGUGCAGGACAGAGCUUGUGUUGUCAUUUUAUUACAUGGAGAACAUGCCGCAAAUUCAGGCCCUCCGGGUCUCUGUUCCGAUGUAAAAAUGGCACACGGUGUCUGUGGAAGAGGAAGUGUGGUUCUGCAGCGUUGGCUUCACCGCCCUCCACAGUGACCUACACUAAAAAACUGCUGGGGCUCCACUUUGACGUUUUCAGGCUCCAGAAAGACCCCAGAAAUAAUGGAUUAUUGUGAUAACGAGCAAACAGCCCCGUUUUUAUUUACCAGUCAAACAAGCCCAUUCAUUACCCAGAAUAGUUUAGACGCCCCCUAAACGCCACCCGUAGCUCGUAGCCCUGAGCAGCUUUGCAUGUUUUGACGGAGAGGCAAACGAAGCUGGACUGGACUUGAUGUGACGUGUAUUUGUGAUUUGUGAAGACUGGCCCUAGAUGUUUGUGUACCCCUGUUUUGUGUACUGAUCUGAUGGGUGCUGUGAGCUUUUGUGUAUCUGUGCUUUUGUUUUUGCCACCCGGCUGCUUCAGAGGAUGUACAGUGUACGCUGUGUAUAACUUUAAAGGACCCCUUCAGCCUUUUUCAACCCAAUCCCUGCCCGUAUUACUUGAAAAGAGGAGAAAACCUGUCGGAUCAAUACGCACCUAUGAUAGAAAAGUCAGUGGGCAGUAAUUUUGUGAAUUAACAUUUGAAACAUGUGAAUAUGCUUCACUUGCAUCUGCUUAAAACGGCAGGUGUCAGUCCUGCUUUAGCCGCACAGAUGUGAUGCGACAGAUUUCAUUUCUUAUCAAAGCGGUUUGGUGCAAUUUCCCAACACUGGGGCAGCACUGGUAAAAAGUAGUUCCGGUUACUUUCCCUUUUGUACCAAGCUGUUAAAAAUUCCUCCCUCUGGGAAACUAAUCCCACUUCUAAAAGGACCCUUUACUGAUUCACAGCUUACUUUACAAACAGCUUUGGCUGAAGAAUUAGUUAAAGAGUUUAGACUCUAUUCAACAACUGCCCAUUGACUUCCAUUCAUUCCUAAGCAAAUUCUGAGUCGACACAUUUUCUUUCCCAAAAUUAGGAAAACAUUUUUAAAGCUUAUGGUUUGUGGGAAUCGACCAUACGCUACACUGUUUAAAAGAUACGGUCCCUGAAGAACUAUAAAGCGUUCUUUGCAUGGCGAAGUGGUUCUUCAGAUGGAGAACGUGUUGAAUGAGAUCCUAUAUAGCACCAAAACAGGAAUGUCACACUUGGAACAAUAGAAGAUUCUGUAUAGAAGCGAAUACAGCACGUUCUCCCUGGAUCUGAAGGAACAUUUCACCAUGCAAAGAAACAUUAAAGAACGCAGGUGGUUCUUUGAGUGUUCAUGGUUCUAUAUAGGGCCAUUAUCUUUACUAAAGAACCCUUGAAGAGCCAUCUUCUUUACUCUAAGAGUGUACAGACACAGCUGAUAGAGAUUCUGUUGAAAAAAAUUGCUGAAAGUUUUCCUUUAAAUGGACAUAUUCCCGACAUGUGAUGGUGAUUUUAAUGCUUGCAUGCUGCAAUUAUAACCGAUAAAGUGUGUGAAAAUCCGUU